GCUGGAGUGUGAGCCCCGGCGCUGGAUGUGACAGCGGGCAGAGGAGCGCUCAGCAGCUUGUGCAGUGUCCCAUUCGGAUUCCGGCAAGGGUCCAAGCAUGGAAUGCUGCCGUCGGGCAACGCCUGGCACACCGCUUCUCUUUCUGGCUUUCCUCCUCCUGAGCUCCAGGACAGCACGCUCAGAAGAGGACCGGGAAGGCCUCUGGGAUGCCUGGGGCCCAUGGAGUGAAUGUUCCCGUACCUGUGGUGGAGGAGCCUCCUACUCCCUGCGACGCUGCCUAAGCAGCAAAAGCUGUGAAGGAAGAAAUAUUCGAUAUAGAACAUGCAGUAAUGUGGACUGCCCACCAGAAGCAGGUGAUUUCCGAGCUCAGCAGUGUUCAGCUCAUAAUGAUGUAAAGCACCAUGGGCAGUUCUACGAGUGGCUUCCUGUUUCCAAUGAUCCUGACAACCCAUGUUCGCUCAAGUGUCAAGCCAAAGGAAUGAGCCUGGUUGUUGAACUCGCACCCAAAGUCUUAGAUGGUACACGAUGCUACACGGAAUCUUUGGAUAUGUGCAUCAGCGGUCUAUGCCAAAUUGUUGGCUGCGACCACCAACUGGGAAGCACCGUGAAGGAGGAUAACUGUGGGGUCUGCAAUGGAGAUGGGUCCACCUGCCGGCUGGUCCGAGGGCAGUAUAAAUCCCAGCUCUCUGCAACUAAAUUGGACGACACUGUGGUGGCCAUUCCCUAUGGAAGCAGACAUAUCCGCCUUGUCUUAAAAGGACCUGAUCAUUUGUAUCUGGAAACCAAGACUCUUCAGGGAGCUAAAGGUGAAAACAGUCUGAGUUCCUCGGGUACUUUUCUUGUGGACAAUUCUACAGUGGACUUCCAGAAACUUGCAGACAAAGAGAUACUGAGAAUGGCUGGUCCAUUAGCAGCAGAUUUUAUCAUCAAGAUCCGUGACUCCGGGCCCGCAGACAGCACAGUCCAGUUUAUCUUCUAUCAACCGAUCAUCCACCGGUGGAGGGAGACGGAUUUCUUCCCUUGCUCAGCAACCUGUGGAGGAGGUUACCAGCUGACAUCGGCUGAGUGCUACGACCUCCGGAGCAACCGUGUGGUGGCUGAGCAGUACUGCCACUAUUACCCAGAGAAUGUCAAGCCCAAGCCCAAGCUUCAGGAGUGCAACCUGGAUCCUUGUCCAGCCAGUGACGGAUACAAGCAGAUCAUGCCUUAUGACCUCUACCAUCCCCUUCCUCGGUGGGAGGCCACCCCAUGGACCGCAUGCUCCUCCUCAUGUGGGGGAGGCAUCCAGAGCCGAGCAGUUUCCUGUGUGGAGGAGGACAUCCAGGGGCAUGUCACAUCAGUGGAAGAGUGGAAAUGCAUGUACACCCCUAAGAUGCCCAUCGUGCAGCCCUGCAACAUUUUUGACUGCCCUAAAUGGCUGGCACAGGAGUGGUCUCCGUGCACAGUGACAUGUGGCCAGGGUCUCAGGUACCGUGUGGUCCUCUGCAUUGACCAUCGAGGAAUGCACACCGGAGGCUGUAGCACAAAAACAAAGCCCCACAUAAAAGAGGAAUGCAUCAUACCCACACCCUGCUACAAACCCAAAGAGAAACUUCCAGUAGAGGCCAAGCUGCCAUGGUUCAAGCAAGCCCAAGAGCUAGAAGAAGGAGCUGCUGUGUCAGAAGAGCCCUCGUUCAUCCCAGAGGCUUGGUCGGCCUGCUCGGUAACCUGUGGCGUGGGGACCCAGGUGCGAAUAGUCAGAUGCCAGGUGCUCCUGUCUUUCUCACAGUCAGUGGCAGACCUGCCGGUUGAUGAGUGUGAAGGACCCAAGCCAGCGUCCCAACGUGCCUGUUACGCAGGACCGUGCAAUGAGGAAAUUCCUGAGUUCAAUGCAGAGGACACAGGCAGACUCUUGGGUGGCCUGCAGGACGUGGAUGAGCUGUAUGACUGGGAGUAUGAGGGCUUCACCAAGUGCUCAGAGUCAUGCGGAGGAGGUGUCCAGGAGGCUGUGGUGAGCUGCCUGAACAAACAGACCCGUGAGCUUGCUGAUGAGAACCUGUGUGUGACCAGCCGCCGGCCCCCACAGCUCCUGAAAUCCUGCAAUUUGGAUCCCUGCCCACCAAGGUGGGAGAUUGGCAAGUGGAGUGCAUGUAGUCUCACCUGUGGUGUUGGCCUGCAGACCAGAGAUGUCUUCUGCUCCCACCUACUUUCCAGAGAGAUGAAUGAAAUGGUUAUCCUGGCUGAUGAGCUGUGUCACCACCCCAAGCCCAGUACGGUGCAAGCUUGCAACCGCUUCAAUUGCCCUCCAGCCUGGUACCCUGCACAGUGGCAACCAUGUUCCAAAACCUGUGGAGGAGGGGCUCAGAAACGGGACAUUCUUUGCAAGCAACGUAUGGCUGAUGGCAGCUUCCUGGAGCUUCCAGAGAUCUUCUGCUCAGCCUCCAAACCAGCCUCCCAACAAGCCUGCAAGAAAGAUGACUGCCCCAGCGAGUGGCUUCUCUCAGACUGGACAGAGUGCUCCACGAGCUGUGGGGAAGGCACCCAGACUCGAAGCGCCAUUUGCCGGAGGGUGCUAAAAACCGGAGUCUCCACUGUUGUCAAUUCCAGCCUGUGCCCUCCCCUGCCCUUCUCUUCCUCCAUCAGACCCUGUAUGCUGGCAGCCUGUCCAACAGGGCCUGGGCGACCAUCCACAAAGCACAGUCCUCACAUAGCAGCGGCGAGGAACAUCUACAUCCAGACCCGCCAGCAGAGAAAGCUGCACUUCGUCGUGGGUGGAUUCGCUUACCUGCUUCCCAAGACCACGGUGGUGCUCCGAUGCCCCACGCGCAGGUUCCGCAAGCCCCUCAUCACCUGGGAGAAGGAUGGCCAACACCUCACCAGCUCCGCUCACAUCACAGUGGCCCCUUUUGGGUACCUGAAGAUCCAUCGCCUCAAGCCCUCGGAUGCGGGCAUCUACACCUGUUCAGCGGGACCCACCCGGGAGCAGUUUGUGAUUAAGCUCAUUGGUGGUAACCGCAAGCUGGUGGCCAGGCCUCUGGGCCUAUGGAGUGAGGAGGAAUCCCUCCAGGUGAGGAAGGCCAACCCAAAGGAGGCCCUGCAAACUCACAAACACCAAAAUGGCAUCUUCUCGAACGGCAGCAAGGCUGAGAAACGCGGCCUGGCCACUGACCCAGGGAGCCGCUAUGAUGACAUUGUGUCUCGGCUGCUGGAGCAGGGUGGCUGGCCCGGCGAGCUGCUGGCCUCGUGGGACGUGCAGGACUCCACUGAAAGGAGCAACGCAUCCUCGGAGGAGGAUGCAAAUGCUGAGCAGGCGCUACUGCAUCUCCCCUUCACCAUGGUGACGGAGCAGAAGCGCCUGGACGACAUCCUCAGGAACCUCUCCCAGCAGCCCGAGGAGCUCCGGGACCUCUACAGCAAGCGACUGGUGGCCCAGCUGGCCCAGGAGAUCUUCCGCAGCCACCUGGAGCACCCUGACGUGCUCCUCAAGCCCUCUGAGCAAAGGUUUCCCCCCGUGGCCGUCCCACCUCAUAAACACGUGUCUGGCUUCAGCAGCUCUGUACGGAGCUCUUCUGCCGAGGCUGGGGGAGGCUCUCGCAGACCCCACCGCAAACCCACCAUCUUGCGGAAGAUCUCGGCUGCCCAGCAGCUCUCAGCCUCGGAGGUGGUCACCCACCUGGGACAGACUGUGGCUCUGGCCAGUGGAACCCUGAGUGUACUGCUGCACUGUGAGGCGGUUGGCAAUCCAAGACCUACCAUCAGCUGGGCCAGGAAUGGAGAAGAGGUUCAGUUCAGUGACAGGAUUCUUCUACAGCCAGAUGAUUCCUUACAGAUCUUGGCACCAGUGGAAGCAGAUGUGGGUUUCUACACUUGCAAUGCCACAAAUGCCUUGGGAUAUGACUCUGUCUCCAUUGCUGUCACAUUAGCAGGAAAGCCACUAGUGAAAACUUCACGAAUGACUGUGGUCAACACAGAGAAGCCUGCCAUCACCGUGGAUAUAGGAAGCACUAUCAAAACGGUGCAAGGAGUGAAUGUGACAAUUAACUGCCAAGUUGCAGGUGUGCCUGAAGCUGAAGUCACGUGGUUGAGGAACAAAACCAAACUGAGCUCUUCCCCACAGCUGCAUGAGGGCUCCUUGCUGCUCACAAACGUGUCCACCUCCGACCAGGGGCUGUACUUUUGCAGGGCAGCCAAUCUCCAAGGAGAGGUGACCGAGAGCACCCAGCUCCUGAUCCUAGAUCCCCCCCAAGUCCCCACACAGCUGGAAGAUGCAAGGGCCUUGCUCAUAGCCACUGGACCGAACCUCCCUUCAGUGCUGACAUCUCCUCUGGGAACACAGCUGGUCUUGGAUCCUGGGAAUUCCGCUCUCCUUGGCUGUCCUGUCAAAGGUCAACCCACCCCCAACAUUACCUGGUUCCAUGAUGGUCAGCCACUUACUGAUACCACAGGACUGACACAUCACAUCUUGGCAGCCGGACAGAUCCUUAAGGUUGCAAAUCUCAGUGGAGGAUCUCAAGGGGACUUCAGCUGCCUUGCUCAGAACGAAGCAGGAAUGCUUGUACAGAAGGCAUCUUUGGUGAUCCAAGAUUACUGGUGGUCUGUGGACAGAAUGGUGGCCUGCUCAGCAUCUUGUGGUAACAGGGGAGUUCAUCAGCCCCGCCUGAGGUGCUUGCUGAACAACACCGAGGUUAACCCUGACCACUGUACAGGAAAGCCUCGCCCUGCUGUGCAGCCCGUUGCCUGUAACCGGAGAGACUGCCCUUCUCGGUGGAUGGUGACUUCCUGGUCUGCCUGUACGCGGAGCUGUGGUGGAGGUGUCCAGACCCGCCGGGUGACCUGUCAGAAGCUGAAAGCCUCUGGGAUCUCCAGCCCUGUGUCCAAUGACAUGUGCACCCAACUUGCCAAGCGGCCUGUGGACACCCAGGCCUGUAACCAGCAGUUGUGUGUAGAGUGGGCCUUCUCCAGCUGGGGCCAGUGCAAUGGACCUUGUAUAGGACCUCACCUGGCCGUGCAACACAGACAAGUCUUCUGCCAGACCCGAGAUGGCAUCACCUUACCAUCAGAGCAGUGCAGUGCCCUUCCCAGGCCUGUGAGCACGCAAAACUGCUGGUCCGAGGCCUGCAGUGUACACUGGAGGGUCAGCCUGUGGACCCUGUGCACAGCCACAUGUGGCAACUACGGCUUCCAGUCCCGACGGGUGGAGUGUGUGCACGUCCGCACCAACAAGGCUGUGCCCGAGCACCUGUGCUCCUGGGGGCCCCGGCCCGCCAACUGGCAGCGCUGCAACAUCACUCCGUGUGAAAACACCGAGUGCAGAGACACCACCCGGUACUGCGAGAAGGUGAAACAGCUGAAACUCUGCCAACUCAGCCAGUUCAAAUCUCGCUGCUGUGGAACUUGUGGCAAAGCGUGAAGAGAGGGCACAGGGCAGAGCUCUACCCUGGCCACACAAAGGACUCACCCAACCACCUUGGACAGAACUUAUGCUUUCUUCCUAUUUAUUUAUUUGCCCCUCCCCACACACCCAUGUCCACCCACACCCAUGUUCCUAAGGAUCCCAGCAGCGUUUUCUCUGUCAGUUAGCUAGAGGACAGUGUUGGGAAGGGACAAGGACGAAUGUCUGAAGGAGGUUGCAGAGCAGGCCACGGAGCCCGCAGCAGCUCCCUUGCAGAGCAGGCUCCCUCCCAGCCUGGGUCUCAGAGACAGGGAGAGGCGGCCAGAGCCUCUAGGACAGCAAGGAGCUAGAAGGUUGGAAGUGUCGGGGCAGACAUGGGCCAACCAGUUGUGUUGUUCCUCUCCUCUCACCUCAGUGGUCUUAAGGACAUGGGGGACGCCACAGUAAGACAGACAGACAGACAGCCCGCCAGCCUGCCCAGAUUUCAGCUCUUGUGGAGGGGUCACGGAAGGGAACUCAGCUACGAUUAGGCAGCCCUAAAUGAGGCAGAGUAGGGCCAAAGGCACACCACGAUGCCAAGGGUGAAGGAGGGAGGAAAGCGAAGGAAGCUUGUGUGUGCUCUUCAGUGGAAGGGGCUUUAGGUCACAUGAGGCUCACGUGGGCAUGCCUGAGUCCCGGGCACGGGUAUGCCCCUGUAGGAUCAACGGAGGGGCCAUAUCCAGAGCAAGCUAAGCCUGCCCUUGUUGUAAUGUCACAGACACGCCCAGUCGCAGGACUAAGGAAGGGUCCCCAGUCCCCACAGGAUCUGAGUACCUGGUCUGCAGUGUGGCAAACCCAACAAGGGGUCAGUAUCUGCCCCUGGCGGCUCCGUGUUGUUGCCAAGGCUCCUCCAGCCCUGAGCUGACUGCUGCUGUGGGCAAAGGGGACUCUGAGCACAAGUGGGCCAGGCUUUUUAGCAGAAUGGCCUUUGAUGCUCUACUUAGGGCUCGGGUCUGGGAUUCGUUGGUCAAACUCCAUUAACCAAUCAGCUUGCCAGGGAGCAUCCACUGGGUUGUAGCAACCCUUCAUACCUGAGCUGGUCAGGGAACACAGUUGGACAGUGAGUGUGUGCAUGCCCAGUUUGUCCUGACUGUCCAGCCACCACCUCUAGGGUCUGUGGGUCCUUCCUGCAGCAGAGAGCUGCUUUGUACAUCAUAUUUCUACAGCAGGUGCAGAUGGGGUGAGGAGGAGCUAUUGCAAAACCAAAACAUAGCUAAAGACAGUGCCCGGAGGCUUUUCAACCCAUCCUCCUGACACACAUGUUACACACUUCUGGCAAUUAGGACAUCAGGCUGGGUGACUGGACCACUAGGCAGACAAACAGCACUGUGGUUUGGCAACAUGCAUCAGCUAGGGAGAAGGUUGCAGCACAUGCAAGAGGCAAAUUGCUCACUCAGCAGAGCAGCUUUUGACAAGUAACAUUCGCUUCCUCCCUUGAGCAGCCCGUUCAGUAGAGUGAGCUGCAAAGCCAUUUAUUCCUCAGAGAACGCACCCCUCACAAACACACUCAUGAAAUGCCCUCACCCCACGACCUCCACUGACAUCAGGGCUGCAAUUUCCAGUCAGCCUGGAAGUAAAAUUUGGGAGGAAGAUAAUAUUUAAUCAGUGUCCACUCUAGGCGAGCUAUGGACAAUUAAGGUGGAUCUCUUCCUCAUCACAAAAAUAGGUUCUAAGAAAUUUUGUUACUAAAAAUCAGUGUAAUGUUUAUUUAAAAUAAAAGAGAAUGUUUCUAUGUAUAUCUUUUGUGAAUAUUUAUUAGUAUUUCUUGUAUAAAAAAGUGCAAUAUUAAUAAUUGUACAUUGUCAUCCAGAAAAAAAAUAUUUGGGGAUUUUUUUAUUAACUUCUGCAACUGUGUUCUUAUAAACUCAGUGGUGAUAAUUGUAUUCUUCCUAUUAUUAAUAGAAGCUGAUGUUUAACUCUGAUCCAUUGUUCACUGUAUACAGAAUACAUUGUAAAAGCUAACACAGGCUAUGGGGGCAAUAGAAUCUAUUCCUUUGUGACAAUAUUUUAACAUGGGAUGGUGAAGACAAAUUUCAUAAUACUAAUAUAGUUGAUUAAUUCAAUAGCCAUUAACAAUUGGUGGUCAGUAUUUGCAUUUCCUAAAAAAAAAGCAGACAUCUUCCAGCUCUGCAAGAGGCCAGACUGUAGAGUUGGAAAUCAUUUUCAAAGCAAGUUGGAGAGCCUAGGUUUGGGGUGGAAAGCAGUGUGCUCUUUGCAUGAGCUGAAUGUACAUUUAAUAUUUGUUCUGUGAAUUGUGACUCAGCAGUACCACAAAUUAUCAGGGCUGCUGGAUAAUGUGGAAGGAGGCCCUUCCUCCUCUAAAACACAAAACUGUAUUUAUAUUUUUUUGUACAGAUAAUACAGCUUAUUUAUUUAAA
This is a messenger RNA of Jaculus jaculus (lesser Egyptian jerboa), 7788 nucleotides long. RefSeq names its product ADAMTS like 1 (gene Adamtsl1). The coding region runs from base 98 to 5389 and encodes 1763 amino acids. Gene Ontology annotation, biological process: extracellular matrix organization. Gene Ontology annotation, cellular component: extracellular matrix. The record is from RefSeq and is a predicted model, not a curated record. Gene Ontology annotation, molecular function: metalloendopeptidase activity. The transcript is spliced from 29 exons. NCBI's taxonomy places the organism in Eukaryota, Metazoa, Chordata, Mammalia, Rodentia, Dipodidae.